UCCCCCGCCAGGGGAGCCUGGCUCCUAGCGAGUAUGUGGGGGCCAGGGGGCCCAGGCAGUCCUGGGACCCCCGGCCAUGGGACAGCGAGCCCACCCCGGAGCGCCAGGGUGCUCUGGCACCCACCCCAGGAAGUGCCAGGACCUCGGAGACUCAAUUCUUCUGAUUCUGGGCAGCUUCAUCUUGCUCAAUGUGGGGAUCAACGUGGUGACUCUGCUCUGGAGGCAUCUGAAGAGCAACCUGAGGAUCCUCUUCCGUCACCUCUUCCCCAAAGACAAACAAGCCAGAGGCGUGGGCCACCGUCCCACGUGCGCGUGCUGCUCCGAGGACCCCAAGAACCUGUGCUCGAGAGUCCCUUCCGGCUACCAUCGGCGCUUCCUGCCGGGGCGCUCCGACCACCUGGACUCCUGGAGAGUAGGCAGAAACGACGAGAAGGCCUCCGGGUGCCGCUGGAUGCCGCCUCGUGGUGGACACACAGGGGGUCCUGUGGACGCGCCAUGGGGACUGUGGAAGGAAGGGGUGAUGGGAGCCGGGGAGGCCCCUCAGGUCACAGCCUUAGAGGCCCGGGCGCCCUUCCUCUCCAGGCACGAGACACCUUCCCAGUUCCCCAGGAUGAGCAAGGCAGACAUGGCUCCCCUCCACUUGCCUGAGAGCAAGACUGAGACCCCAGACUACGACUCGGCCCAGGCCCAGACCUCCCCGCCAGCCCACACCCCUGAGCACAACCCCCUCCAGGCCCAGACCCAGACCCAGACCUCCCCCCCGGCCCACACCCCUGAGCACAACCCCCUCCAGGCCCAGCCCUCCUCCCCGGCCCUCACUCCUGAGCACCCCGACCCCCAAGCCCAGAUCCUCUCCCCAGCCCCUGCCCCCGAGCAUGCCUCAGCCCAGGCCCCUCCACAUCCCCCAGGCCUCACCCCUGAGCACACCCAGCACACUGCUGCCCAGGCCCAUGACCCUGAGCACCCCUCAGCCCAUUCCCUGGGUCACAGUCCUGAGCACACAAUAGCCCAUGCCCCAGCCUUCCCUCCGGCCCAUGCUCCUGUGACCUAUACCUCCACCCCUCACACCCUGCUCCCUGCUCCCGCCUCUGCCCCAGUGCCUCCCCCAACUGCUACCCCAGCCCCUGGCUCAAUCUCUGUCCCAACCUCAGCUCUGGUCAUGACCCUGACUACCGCUCCUGUCCCUAUUCCUAUCUCUGUCUCUGCCACCAUACCUACCCCCAUCCUAACUCCUAUUCCCUCUACCCCGACUGCCUUCAGCCAAGGCCUCUCCACUGGCCAGGUGGUCUACGAUGCCCGCAGGACAAAGCAGAACUUAUGCCACGUGUGCCCGCCCCAGAACUCUGGGUAUUCCAGAAAGGACUUGGGCACCCUCCCCAGGGCCCAAGAGGGGCAGGGUCUGGGCAGUUCUGGUGCAGCGGAGCAGACACCGAAGCCACAUAGUGGGGACAGUGCCAAGCCCUCCGCAGGGUCCAUACUGGGUUACCUGGAGUUGGGGAAUAUGGAAUGGAAGAUCUCAAAUGACGCCAAAGACAAGUUCCUACAGCCCAAGACCUUCCCUUACUGCAGCUUCCACCCUUGCAGCUCUGAGAGGAAACACACAGACUCCCAGACUCCAGUCUACCCCAAGUGCGUGGUCUACUCCAAGGGUGCCAUACCUUCACAACCUUGCGUUCAUUCUCCAACCGGUGGCCAGAGCGUGCUGGGCACUAUUCCUCCACCAUGCACUCUAUCUCUGCCUCUUAUGCCUCCCAAAUCCUUCGUCCUCCGUCAACUCUCCAACCAUCAAAAUCCCCCAGCCUCCAAGUCUUCUCCAUCCACCCCCUCCUCCCAGUUUCCCAUCCCUCCCCAGCUCUCCAAGACGUUCCAACCCCCAAUCCAACCCCAGGCCCCUGAACUUCACGAGAGUCCGGGCCUCAACCAAAACUCUGACCUCCAAAGGACUCCAAACCUUUCAAGAGACUCAAGAGUUCCUAGGAACCCAGGCCUUGCCCCAAAUCCAGGCCCCUACAAGAACCCAGGCCUUGUUCAAGAUCUUGGCCUGAACAAGCCCCCAGGCCUUCCCCAAGACCCCUAUCUUUACAAGAGUCCAAGCCCUUCCCAAGACUCUGGACUUCCCAAGAAUCUAGUCCUUACCCAAGAUUCUGGCCCCCAGAAGAAUCUAGGUCCUAUUCAAGAUGGAGGUAUCUCUAGGAGCCCAUGUCUCACCCAACCUUCUGACCUCUACAAAAACACACCAUUUCCCCAAACUUCUGACAUUCAGAGGAGCUCAGGCUUUAUGCAAAACUCUGGAGUCUAUAGGAAUCUAGAACAAAACCAAGAGACUAUACUCUAUAAAAGCCAAGAUUGCUCCCAAACAACUGGUCUCCAUAACAGCCCAGGCCCUUCUCAAGAUUCUGGUGGUUAUAAGAGUACAGGUAAUGCCAAUGAGUCGGGAGUCUCUAGGAGUCUAGACCUUCCCCAAGAUUCUUGCCCACGUAAGAGCCCAUACCUUGCCCAAGACUCUGGAGUCAACAAAAGUCCAGGCUUGGUCCAAACCUCUGGCCUUCAUAAGGGCUCAGGCCUUACCCAAGACUCAGGAGACUACAAGAACCCAGGCCUUCCCCAAGAUUCUGGAGUCUACAGAAGCGUAGGCCUUACUCAAGAUUCUGAUCUCCAUAAGAAUCCAGGCCUUACACAAGCCACUGAAGUCGAAAGGAGAUGCGGCCAUACACACGAUGUUGGAACUCACAGGAGCCCGGAACGCACCCAAGACCCUAACUUCCACAAGUACCCAGGAAUCAAUCAAGAUCCUGGCCCCCACAAGGGCCCAGCCCUUACCCAAGACCAUGGCCUCCCCAGGACUCAAGGCCUUACUGGGGGAUCGGGCCUCUGCAAGGAUUCGUGCCUUACCCCAAGUCCCGACCACCACAAGAACCCAGGCCUUGUCCUAGGUACUGACACUGUCCAGGUCUCGGGCCUACCUCAGACCCCAAGGUCAACACAAAUGACAAAGUCAUUUGUACCCAAGGAGGCUGCUCGGAAGGAGGGUCCAGAGCAGCACCUAUCAUGGAUUUCUGUUCCACUGAGUCAGAACUCCUACUCCUCCAAACCCCAGGUGGUCUACAGUGACCUGCACACCUUCUCAGAGGUACCCGUACUGAUCGAGCUGCAGCCAUCCCCCCGGCGAGCAGGCAGCCAAGACUGGGUGUAUCGUCCCGUGAACACCAUCCCUUCAGCCUGCCAGAACUAUCGCCAGAAGUCUAUGCCUCCCCAAAACAACUGGAGGCCCUACUGUCCUGGGUCGGGCACCCGGGUAGGGCAUGUGGUCUUUGACGCCCGCCAAAGACAGCUGGGCAGGGACAAGUGCGAAGCUCUGUCUCCCAGGCGCAUUCGCCAAGAGACACCCAGCAACUCACGGAGACCAUCAGGGAGUGGGGACAUCAGUGUGUGGAGAGGACCCUGGAAAAAGAGGGGACAAAGGUGCAUUGGGAAUAAAGAGACAAGAGAAGUGUUCUGUGGUUGAUUGAGGACAUCCACCCCAGCCCCAUUCCCGACGCUGGCCAGCCACGGGGCCUCAGGAAGACUGAUGCUAGCCUUGUCCCUGCUCCUGCAUUGCCACGUAGCGAAACCCAUUGUCCCCAAGGCCCUCGAGCUGCAUUGUCCGAUACAGUAGCCACUGGCCACAUAUGGCGAUUAAAACGUAAUUUGAU
This is a messenger RNA of Neofelis nebulosa (Clouded leopard), 3692 nucleotides long. RefSeq names its product SPEM family member 3 (gene SPEM3). Gene Ontology annotation, biological process: flagellated sperm motility; sperm individualization. The record is from RefSeq and is a predicted model, not a curated record. Lineage: Eukaryota; Metazoa; Chordata; Mammalia; Carnivora; Felidae. Gene Ontology annotation, cellular component: cytoplasm.